AUGCCACAUCCUGUAGAAACUGAUACGAUCAAGAUCGCCGUCCUGGGCGCCGCUGGCGGAAUCGGCCAGUCGCUAUCGCUGCUGCUCAAGACUCAAUUGACCGCUUUUAGCAACCGCCGUCACGUGCACCUAGCACUUUACGACGUGAACGCCGACGGAGUCCGCGGCGUUGCCGCGGACCUUUCGCACGUCGACACCCCCAUCACCCUGAGCAGCCACUCGCCCGCGGACUCCGCGGAUGCGUUGCGGGACUGUCUCAUUAACGCCGCGCUUGUGCUGAUCCCCGCGGGUGUACCCCGCAAGCCGGGCAUGACGCGCGAGGAUCUGUUUGCGAUCAACGCCAAGAUCGUUGGCCAGCUCGGCGGCGCGAUCGCCCAGCACUGCGACCUGUCGCGCGUGUUUGUGCUGGUAAUCUCCAACCCCGUAAACUCGCUCGUGCCUGUGAUGGUCGAGACGCUGUAUGCGAGCGCCCCCGCGGCUAGCGCCGGCGUCGAGCGCCGGGUGUUUGGGAUCACGCACCUCGACCUGGUGCGCGCUUCGACCUUCCUGCACGAACAGACCAUCACGUCGAAUCUCACGGAACGCUCCGACAUAAUGCCCUACGUGCCCGUGAUCGGCGGUCAUUCCGGCGACACCAUCGUACCGCUGUUCUCGCUGGCUAGCGAGCAGCACCACAUACCGCAGCAGCAGCUGGAGUCGCUGGUGCACCGCGUGCAGUACGGCGGUGACGAGAUAGUGAAGGCCAAGAACGGCCAGGGCUCCGCCACGCUGUCGAUGGCGCACGCCGCGUUCCAGGUGGUCAAGAACUUCGUUCUGCUGCUGACGGGCGCCGCCGACACCCUCAGCGGCAUAUUCUACGUGUCGCUUCUCGACCGCGCCGGACAACCGGUGUGUCCGGGCGCUGGGAAACUGCUCGCCCUGAUCGACGGCUGCACCUACUUUGCGGCCCCCGUGACCGCGACGCGCGCACAGGGCGUCGUAGACGUGGACUACGGCAUUCUGGCAAAGAUCUCCGCGUACGAGCGCGAGAAGCUGCUGCCCCUUUGUCUCCCCAAGCUGAAGGCCGGUAUCGAGGCAGGCCGGAAGGCGGGCACCACCGUCUAG
Molecule: messenger RNA, 1104 nt
Organism: Torulaspora globosa
Lineage: Eukaryota; Fungi; Ascomycota; Saccharomycetes; Saccharomycetales; Saccharomycetaceae
Gene: MDH2
Product: malate dehydrogenase MDH2
Exons: 1
Coding region: 1-1104 (367 amino acids)
Biological process (GO): tricarboxylic acid cycle; carboxylic acid metabolic process
Cellular component (GO): cytoplasm
Molecular function (GO): L-malate dehydrogenase (NAD+) activity
Source: RefSeq, a predicted model, not a curated record